Messenger RNA from Chrysochloris asiatica (Cape golden mole), 1158 nucleotides. RefSeq names its product serine/arginine-rich splicing factor 7 (gene SRSF7). The transcript has 7 exons. The record is from RefSeq and is a predicted model, not a curated record. The coding region runs from base 106 to 786 and encodes 226 amino acids. Gene Ontology annotation, biological process: mRNA splicing, via spliceosome. Gene Ontology annotation, cellular component: nuclear speck. Lineage: Eukaryota; Metazoa; Chordata; Mammalia; Afrosoricida; Chrysochloridae. Gene Ontology annotation, molecular function: zinc ion binding; RNA binding.
UAGCUCUGCUGGGACCGUUGAUGAGCGAGGUUGUCUCUGAGUAUCUGUAGCAGUCGCGACCUGGGCACUGCGAGCUACAGGAGCUGAGCACGCGGGCCAGUCGUCAUGUCGCGUUACGGGCGGUACGGAGGAGAGACCAAGGUAUAUGUUGGUAAUCUGGGAACUGGUGCUGGUAAAGGAGAGUUAGAAAGGGCUUUUAGUUACUAUGGCCCUUUAAGAACUGUCUGGAUUGCAAGAAAUCCUCCAGGAUUUGCCUUUGUGGAAUUUGAAGAUCCCAGAGAUGCAGAAGAUGCUGUGCGAGGAUUGGAUGGGAAAGUGAUCUGUGGUUCUAGAGUCAGAGUUGAACUAUCCACAGGCAUGCCUCGAAGAUCACGUUUUGAUAGACCACCUGCCCGACGUCCCUUUGAUCCCAAUGAUAGAUGUUAUGAGUGUGGAGAAAAGGGACAUUAUGCUUAUGAUUGUCAUCGCUAUAGUCGUCGAAGAAGAAGCAGGUCAAGGUCUAGAUCACAUUCGAGAUCCAGGGGAAGGCGGUACUCUCGCUCACGAAGCAGGAGCAGAGGACACAGGUCGAGGUCUGCAUCUCCUCGACGAUCUAGAUCUGUAUCUCUUCGGAGAUCAAGAUCAGCUUCACUUAGAAGGUCUAGAUCUGGUUCUAUAAAAGGAUCGAGGUAUUUCCAAUCUCGGUCAAGGUCAAGAUCCAGAUCCAGGUCUCUUUCACGACCAAGAAGCAGUCGUUCCCCAUCAGGAAGUCCACGCAGAAGUGCAAGUCCUGAAAGAAUGGACUGAAGUUCUCAAGUUCAGCUUUUAGGGGAGAAGUUAUUUUGUUUACAUUAUUAUAAGGGAUUUGUGAUGUCUGUAAAGUGUACCCUAGGAUGGGUAUUUCAACCAUCUAAUCAAAAUGGAUCUGGAUUAUUAUUACUCUGUAAAUUCACAGCAGUAAGAUAAUAUACAUUUUUUGUUGAAUGUAUUAACAUCCUAUGAUCUGGAAAUGUUGGUUUUUAUUUGGCACAUUUAAAUAAAAAUGUUUCUAACUAGAAUUUUGAUUUGUGUUUAGUAUUACUUUUUCAAUUUGGUAAACCUUUAGGAAUCAAAUGCGAUACAGUGAACUAUUCAUACAAAAUAUAAUGGUGUUUGUUAAGUCUUCAAUAACUGUUCUAU